CUGUGUUCUUGCUUACAGGUUGUGUACCUUGACUUUAAAGAAAUUGGUCGUCUUAAAGGAAUUGGAUAAGGAGCUCAUUUCUGUGGUCAUUGCAGUCAAAAUGCAGGUAACUUGCAUUUAACACUUAGCCUACCUUUAACGGGCUCGAAGCGAAUACUACGAUCUCAUGAAAUUGUGCUACCACCAAGCGGACAUGUGGAAACCGAACUUGCACUAACUUUUUCACUACAGUAUCCUCACUUCUUGAAAAGAGAAGGCAACAAGCUUCAGAUCAUGCUGCAAAGGAGGAAGCGAUACAAAAACCGAACGAUUCUGGGCUACAAGACUUUAGCAGUGGGCUCCAUCAACAUGGCUGAGGUGAUGCAGCACCCGUCUGAAGGAGGCCAGGUUCUGAGCCUUUUCAGUAACAUCAAGGAAACCACGGCCAAAGUAGCAGAGAUCUGGAUCUUCUCACUGUCUAGUCAGCCAAUAGACCAUGAAGACAGCACCAUGCAGCCUAGCCAGAAGAUCAAGUCCACAGAUAACUAUUCUGAAGAAGAGUAUGAGAGCUUCUCUUCUGAGCAGGAAGCCAGUGAUGAUGCUGUCCAUGGACAGGAUUUGGACGAUGAUGAAUAUGAGCUGGGCAAGCCAAAGAAACAGCGGAGAUCGAUAGUAAGAACGACGUCCAUAACCAGGCAACAAAACUUCAAGCAGAAAGUGGUGGCGUUGCUGAGAAGGUUUAAAGUAUCUGAUGAGGUAAGUUAGUUAACACUCACUUAUACCUCAGACAUACUCAUUCAACUGCUUCAUGGGUUCAGCUUCUUUUCAGGCUGUUUUUCCUCCCUUCUCUCUUUUGCUUUCCUUCCUUUGUUCUCACAUCUGUACUGGGAAGUGUCCUAAGUUCCCCACUGACUUUGCCCAACAUUCUGAAGCUCUGUUUGGACCUCAGUUGGGCAGGGCAGGUUCAGCGCUAAUUUCAAAAAACCGUCAAGAUUUUCUGGGUGCAGUUUUGUCAAAGAUUUAAAAGACACUUGAGCACCCUCUUGCUUGCAGACUGGUUUGCAAUCAUACUUGACCCUUUCAAAGACUAGUAGUCUAGUGUUCGUUGCCCAUUAAGUUAGAUCACAGUUUAUGUUCUUAUCACACUUAUUAUAAAAGCUUUGCAAAAUAUGCAGAGGAAACAAACAAAUAAAAAAUCCCCAUCCAGUAAAAGAUGAAAAAAGAUGACAGAGACAUACAAAGAAAAUGUAAAGAAAAUUUUAAAAAAGCAUCAGAUGCAAAUGCAGCCCGACAGUUCACACAAUUUGGACUGCCCCAUCCAUAUGAAACACACCAAACACAACCACCAUGGUCCCAAUGAGGUAGGUAAAUGGUCCCACAGGAAAGUAACUAGCCAGAUGAUUCAGCUGAAAGCAACUCAUUCCACCUUGGUACUUUAUGCUUCCAAACAUAGCUUGACCCCCCCUGGUGCCCCAAGUUGCUGGGUUCCCCAUGUCUCAUGGCACCAAGUAAACAUCCCUAUCAAAAUCACUGUUUCUUCUUCGAGUGCUUGCUCAUAUCGAUUCCAAUUAGGUGUGUGCGCGCCGCGUGCACGAUCGUCGGAGA
Messenger RNA from Chrysemys picta bellii (western painted turtle), 1584 nucleotides. Lineage: Eukaryota; Metazoa; Chordata; Testudines; Emydidae. The record is from RefSeq and is a predicted model, not a curated record.